AUGGCUCUCCUCGGCGAGGCUUUUGCCCUGGGGGGCCCGCCGCCUACGCUUCCCGUUGCAAGGCUCGCCUCAAAGCCAGGGCGGGCAGCGCAUGAAGUUCCAGAGCGAGGCUCAUCGUCCACUCUUGCAGCCGCCGCCACUGUUUUGGCUGGCUGCGUUGUGGCCAAGAGGCGCUCCGAGCCGCGUGCCGUGUCGGUGAGGGCCACGUCGCUCGAAGCAGAUCCCGAGGAGGAGGACGAGGACGGGGAGGAGGCCGGCAACCCCACGCCCUGA
Molecule: messenger RNA, 273 nt
Organism: Symbiodinium natans
Lineage: Eukaryota; Dinophyceae; Suessiales; Symbiodiniaceae
Source: the annotation of a GenBank genome assembly